UCAAGAAGGCUGUGGAAUGAAUUUCAACUAGCUCCAACUUCAGAUCCCUGAGUAGCCCAGCAAAUAGGUCAGUUCAGUUUCAGCUGUUCGACUGUAAGGUUCUCUUGAAAGUUGUUUCAUUUUUCCUAUCAAGCUGUCACCACCAAGUUAUCCGAUGUCGUUGCCGCGUGUUUAUUUCGAUAUAGCCGCGGGAGGGGAAAAGGUCGGCAGAAUUGUGAUGGAACUACGUUCGGAUGUGGUGCCCAAAACGGCGGAGAACUUCCGGGCCCUCUGCACCGGAGAGAAGGGCUACGGCUACAAGGGAUCCCCCUUCCACCGCGUGAUCCCCAAUUUCAUGUGCCAGGGCGGUGAUUUCACCAAUCAAAACGGCACUGGCGGCCGCUCGAUCUAUGGCAACAAGUUUCCCGAUGAGAACUUCGAGCUAAAGCACACGGGAGCCGGUGUACUUUCGAUGGCCAAUGCUGGGGCCAAUACCAAUGGCUCCCAGUUCUUCAUUUGCACCGGAAAAACCACCUGGCUGGAUAACAAGCACGUCGUGUUCGGCAAAGUCGUUGAGGGAAUGGAGAUCGUCCAGAAGGUGGAGUCCUACGGUUCGCAGGAUGGAAAGACCAGCAAGAAGGUCAUCAUCGAAGAUUGCGGAGCCCUUUGAAGGGAGUCAAUACAUUAAAAUGCAUUGAUGUACUGUCAAUACUCUAAAAACACAACACUAAAAAUCCCAUUUUCCAAUAAUUGCAAAUAAAAGGGAGCAUAAAUAAAGGUA
Drosophila teissieri is the source of this 760-nucleotide messenger RNA. Its product is annotated as peptidyl-prolyl cis-trans isomerase. Gene Ontology annotation, cellular component: intracellular membrane-bounded organelle. Lineage: Eukaryota; Metazoa; Arthropoda; Insecta; Diptera; Drosophilidae. Bases 155 to 649 code for a protein of 164 amino acids. Gene Ontology annotation, biological process: protein peptidyl-prolyl isomerization; protein folding. Gene Ontology annotation, molecular function: peptidyl-prolyl cis-trans isomerase activity. The transcript is spliced from 2 exons. The record is from RefSeq and is a predicted model, not a curated record.